AUAUUCCCAUGGCUAAUCACAAAGUUCUUAGUGUUUUUGCCUUUGUGUUACUGGGUUUAGGCAUUUGUUCUGCAACUAGAGCCCUCCUCACUCUUGAAGGAGCUGGCCACAGUCCUGGAAUUGGGCAUGAGGUUGGUGUUGGGUAUGGUGGUAAUGUUGGUGGAGGUUAUGGUGGUGGAGGAGGUGCAGGUGGUGGCUCUGGAUAUGGAGCUGUAGGGGACCACGGUGUUGUUGGCUAUGGAAGUGGUGGUGGUAGUGGAGAAGGUAGUGGAGCGGGCUAUGGAGCUGCUGGUGGACAUGGUGGAGGAUAUGGAAGUGGUGGUGGUGGUGGAGCUAGUUAUGGCACAGGAGGCGCUGGAUACGGAUCUGGUGGUGGUGAAGGAGGUGGUGCUGGAUAUGGAGCUGGCGGAGAACAUGGGGCAGGAUAUGGUGGUGGUGGAGGAAAAGGUGGUGGCGGUGGUGUUGGGUAUGGUGCAGGGGGAGAGCAUGGUAUUGGUUACGGAGGUGGUGAAGGAGGUGGUGCUGGAUAUGGAGGUGGUGGAGAACAUGGGGCAGGAUAUGGUGCUGGUGGUGGAGGAGGAAAAGGUGGUGGUGGUGGAUAUGGUGCAGGAGGAGACCAUGGUGCUGGUUAUGGAGGUGGUGAAGGAGGAGGCCACGGUGGCGGCUAUGGUGCUGGAGGAGAACAUGGUCCUGGCGUUGGAGGUGGUGGUGGUAGUGGUGGCGGUGGCGGUGGUGGAACAGGAUACGAUGCUAGUGGAGUACAUGGAGGUGGAUAUGGAAGUGGUGGGGGAUCUGGUGGAGGUAUCGGUGCUGGAGGCUAUGGUGGUGGGGGUGGAGGUGGUUCUGGUGGUGGUGGCGGCUAUGGUGCUGGAGGUGAACAUGGGGUAGGAUAUGGAGGAGGCAGCGGUAGUGGCGAAGGUGGUGGUGGUUAUGGAAGCGGAGCAGGAAGCGGUGCUGGUAGCGGCUAUGGUGCUGGGGGAGACCAUGGUGCGGGUGGAGGAGGCGGCGGUGGGAGUGGUGGUGGUGGCGGUGGAGGUGCUGGUGCAGGAGGAGCACAUGGAGGUGGGUAUGGUAGUGGUGAAGGAGCUGGUGGAGGCUAUGGUGGUGGAGCUGCUGCUGGUCAUGUUGGUGGUGGCGGCGGCGGCUCUGGUGGUGGCGGUGGCGGUGGUGCAGGGGGUGCAAAUGGUGGAUAUGGAGCAGGUAGUGGGAGUGGAGAGGGUGGUGGACAUGGUGGCUACAUCCCUUAAAAAUUCCUUGUCACUACAUAAUUUGCUAAGACGAAUUAAUGUGUCUUCUUACGUUCUCUAAUAUGAGCAAAAAAUAAGAUUAGUAUUGAUAAGAGGAUGCUUAUAAUAUCUAAGUAUUGUAUGAAUGCCAGAGAGAUGCACUCAAAGGCUGUAUCUAAUUCUAAUCAUGAAUAUGCAGUCUUCUUUUUUCUG
This is a messenger RNA of Corylus avellana, 1439 nucleotides long. The record is from RefSeq and is a predicted model, not a curated record. NCBI's taxonomy places the organism in Eukaryota, Viridiplantae, Streptophyta, Magnoliopsida, Fagales, Betulaceae.